Molecule: messenger RNA, 4184 nt
Organism: Lolium rigidum
Lineage: Eukaryota; Viridiplantae; Streptophyta; Magnoliopsida; Poales; Poaceae
Product: phospholipid-transporting ATPase 1-like
Exons: 7
Coding region: 559-3954 (1131 amino acids)
Biological process (GO): phospholipid translocation
Cellular component (GO): plasma membrane
Molecular function (GO): magnesium ion binding; ATPase-coupled intramembrane lipid carrier activity; ATP binding
Source: RefSeq, a predicted model, not a curated record
UGCCCUUCCUAAUCAAAUUUCCAAUUGCCUUUGGUGACUUCACUAGCAGCUAAUGUUUAUUUUUCAAGAACCCUUUACUUGUUAGACUUUGCGUUGAGACAUGAGAGGCAACAAAACCCAAUGCCUACAAGUGUCUCUCUUCUUCCCUCAUCCAAACGCAAAACGGUGCCUUUGUCCUCACCAACUCCGCUCUGCCGGAUUUUGAGGUCCAUGACCGAUCCAUUUCAGGUCAUCGGCAAGAUCGCGUAUCUUUUCGCUCUUUGCAACCUUCUUCUUCCCCUGAAAUAAAAAUUCCUCUGCGGCGGCGGCAGCAGCAGCCCAACUUUAAUGCGACACUCGCCGUAGUUACUCCCAGGGCGCCCGCUUCAACCAAACCGGUUGCCAAUUUCCUCCGCCUUGCUCUGCUUUGCGCCUCCCCUGUUUCUUGAUUCCACCCGUUACUCGCCCUAUCCGCCGGUCAAAAUCUGACCUUGACGAGGCGCGCCGGGAGUUCCAUGGGCGGGGACUCGAGGUUCUUCUCCUUCUUCUUCUGACGCGGCGGGCCGGUCAGCGCGAGCCAUGGCCGAGGACAACCACCACGGAUCGUCCCGGCACAUGUCGGCGAUGUCCAUGUCGCACAAGGAGCUGGGCGACGACGACGCGCGGGCGGUGCGCGUGGGCGACGCGGCGCGCACCAACGAGCGCCUCGAGUUCGCGGGCAACGCCGUGCGCACCGCCAAGUACUCCCCGCUCACCUUCCUGCCGCGCAACCUCUUCGAGCAGUUCCACCGCCUCGCCUACGUCUACUUCCUCGCCAUCGCGGUCCUCAACCAGCUGCCCCAGCUCGCCGUCUUCGGCCGCGGCGCGUCCGUCAUGCCGCUCGCCUUCGUCCUCACCGUCACCGCCGUCAAGGACGCGUACGAGGACUGGCGACGGCACCGGUCCGACCGGGCCGAGAACAACCGCCUCGCCGCCGUCCUCUCGUCCCCCGCCGACGCCGAGACCGCCCAGCUCGAUUUCGCGCCCGCCAAGUGGAAGCACGUGCGCGUCGGCGACGUCGUGCGGGUCGAGGCCAACGAGUCGCCGCCGGCCGACAUGGUCCUCCUGGCCACCAGCGACCCCACGGGCGUCGCAUACGUGCAGACGCUCAACCUUGACGGCGAGUCCAACCUCAAGACCCGCUACGCGAAGCAGGAGACGCUCACCACGCCGCUGGACCGGCUCGCGGGGGCCGUCAUCCGGUGCGAGCGCCCCAACCGAAACAUCUACGGCUUCCAGGCCAACCUCGAGCUUCCCGGGGAGACCCGCCGGAUACCGCUCGGCCCCUCCAACAUCGUGCUCCGGGGCUGCGACCUCAAGAACACGGCCUGGGCCGUCGGCGUGGUCGUCUACGCGGGGCGCGAGACCAAGGCCAUGCUCAACAACGCCGGCACGCCCACCAAGCGCAGCCGCCUCGAGACGCACAUGAACCGCGAGACGCUCUUCCUCUCCGUCAUCCUCAUCGUGCUCUGCUCCGUCGUCGCCACGCUCUCCGGCGUCUGGCUGCGCGCCCACCAGACCGACCUCGAGCUCGCGCAGUUCUUCCACAAGAAGGACUACCUAAAGACCGACGACAAGGACGAGAAAAACAAGAACUACAACUACUACGGCAUCGCGGCGCAGAUCGUGUUCAACUUCCUCAUGGCGGUCAUCGUGUUCCAGAUCAUGAUACCCAUCUCGCUCUACAUCUCCAUGGAGCUUGUCAGGCUCGGCCAGGCCUACUUCAUGAUCCGGGACGCCAAGCUCUACGACGAGUCAUCCGACUCCAGGUUCCAGUGUAGGGCUCUCAACAUCAACGAGGACCUGGGCCAGGUCAAGUGCAUCUUCUCCGAUAAGACCGGCACGCUCACGCAGAACAAGAUGGAGUUCCGGUGUGCAAGCGUCGACGGUGUGGAUUACAGUGACAUCGCGAGGCAGCGACCUGUCGCAGACGGUGAACCGGCUUGGGUGCCGAAGGUGCCGGUGAACGUCGACAGAGAGGUGGUGGAGAUGGUGAGGAACGGGGGUGACACCGAGCAAGGAACGAACACCAGAGAGUUCUUCCUUGCUCUGGCAACGUGCAACACCAUUGUUCCCUUGAUCAUGGAUGGCCCGGACCCGAAGAAGAAGGUCAUCGACUACCAAGGCGAGUCGCCGGACGAGCAGGCGUUGGUUUCUGCCGCCGCGGCUUAUGGCUUUGCUCUCGUCGAGCGAACCUCCGGGCACAUUGUGAUUGACGUCCUUGGUCAAAAGCAGAGGUUCGAUGUUCUUGGUCUUCACGAGUUCGACAGCGACCGCAAGAGGAUGUCGGUUAUAAUUGGCUGCCCUGACAAGACUGUCAAGCUGUUUGUAAAAGGUGCAGAUAGUUCCAUGUUUGGAAUCAUCGACAAAACACUGAAUCCAGAUGUUGUUCAGGCAACUGAGAAGCAUCUCCAUUCAUAUUCGUCGGUGGGCCUGCGAACACUUGUCAUCGGCGUGCGGGACCUUAGUCAGGCAGAGUUUCAGGAGUGGCAAAUGGCUUAUGAGAAGGCUAGCACUGCAUUACUUGGAAGAGGGAACCAACUACGCAGCGUGGCUGCCAACAUUGAAAGAAAUAUGCGCCUGCUGGGAGCCUCUGGUAUCGAAGAUAAGCUGCAGGAAGGAGUACCUGAAGCAAUUGAAAAACUAAGGCAAGCAGGGAUUAAGGUCUGGGUACUGACUGGUGACAAGCAAGAAACCGCCAUCUCUAUCGGCUACUCCUGCAAACUCUUGACAAGGGAGAUGACACAGAUUGUAAUCAAUAGUAACUCAAGAGAGUCAUGUCGAAAGAGUCUAGAUGAUGCAAUCUCCAUGGUUAACAAGCUUCGGUCAUUAUCAACUGACUCUCAAUCUAGAGUGCCCCUUGCUUUGAUCAUCGACGGAAACAGCCUCGUCUACAUUUUUGACACCGACCGGGAGGAGAAGCUUUUUGAAGUUGCCAUCGCUUGUGAUGUUGUUCUAUGUUGCCGGGUGGCUCCCCUACAGAAGGCUGGCAUUGUUGAUCUGAUAAAGAAAAGAACGAGUGACAUGACUCUAGCUAUUGGAGAUGGUGCAAAUGAUGUAUCCAUGAUUCAAAUGGCCGAUGUUGGCAUCGGCAUCAGUGGGCAAGAGGGAAGGCAAGCUGUUAUGGCCUCAGAUUUUGCCAUGGGGCAGUUCAGAUUUCUUGUCCCACUGUUGUUAGUUCAUGGUCACUGGAACUACCAAAGAAUGGGCUACAUGAUUCUGUACAAUUUUUACAGAAAUGCUACUUUUGUCUUUGUCCUUUUCUGGUAUGUACUCUACACUGGUUAUACCCUGACAACAGCAAUUACUGAGUGGAGCAGUGUGUUGUAUUCGGUGAUCUAUACCGCUGUACCGACUAUCGUUGUCGCCAUUCUCGACAAGGAUCUGAGUCGGAGCACAUUGCUAAAAUAUCCCCAACUUUACGGUGCGGGUCAGCGCGAGGAGAAUUACAACCUAAGGCUAUUUAUUUUCAUCAUGAUGGACUCUGUUUGGCAGAGUGUCGCAGUUUUCUUCAUCCCUUACCUCGCAUACAGAAACAGCGCAAUCGACAGCGCGAGCCUGGGAGACCUGUGGACACUGUCUGUUGUCAUUCUUGUCAACAUUCACCUUGCAAUGGAUGUGAUCAGAUGGACCUGGAUUACUCAUGCAGCAAUAUGGGGCAGUAUUGUGGCGACAUGGAUUUGUGUUAUCGUCAUAGACUCUAUACCAAGCUUGCCCGGUUUCUGGGCCAUCUACAAGGUGAUGGGAACUGGAUUGUUUUGGGCAUUGCUGCUAGCAGUGAUUGUGGUUGGCAUGAUCCCUCAUUUUGCUGCAAAGGCUAUCAGCGAGCAUUUCAUGCCCAGUGACAUUCAGAUUGCGAGAGAGAUGGAGAAGUCGCAAGAUUCUCAUGAUGUCAGUCAUCCAGAAGUUCAGUUGAGUACAAUCGCUCGAGCGUAGGAGUAGGAGACCUUUGUUCAUUCGGGUAGGCUAGAGUUACACCCUUCUCCUUUUGAAGAAAUUACACAUUUUCUUUGGUUCUUUUUGUUUUGUGUAUAUAAAGCAAUUCUUUUGACAGUGAGCAUGCUUCUUGUUGCUUGCUUCCUUGUCAACUAUCCAAAGGAUAGAUUUCUUGUAGCCAUGCUGUGUACAAUUUUUUGUUAAUUUAUAUGAAAAUAAACCGUACAGCA